UGUUUGGUUGAUUGAUAUGGACCCAAGAGAAUUUAUUGUGUGGACCUCCUUGACUUAAAGUUUUAAAUUUAUUUAGGUUUUUAACUAGGAAAAAAAUAUUUAAUAUACCUGCGUACCUACUUAUGUUCACUAUCAAUUAAUUUCGAAACAUUUAGUUAAAUUUGUACAGGUGUACGAUCAUAAAGAUGAUCGAACUCUCAGCUAAACUGACUACGGGUACAGUGUACCUGGCAGGGGAAGCUCUUGAAUGUUGUAUUACUUUCUGCCACACCACGCAGCCAGAACAUAGAAAUUCACAAAGUCACAGUGAUAUUCUUGAGAGUUUAGCAUGGGUUUCCGCACAGAUCCAUUGCUUUUACUCCACAUCAGGUAGCUCAGGGGAUAAAACUCCAACCAUUGGGAAAACAACUGCUUUAGAAGUGACAUCUUGUGAUAUUGGAGAUGUUGUGUUUCACACAAAGCCUAAGAUCCUUUUCUGUGACUUGACAAUCCCUCUCGGAGAAACCAAAACCUUUUGGUACAGAGAAUCCCUACCUAUUGAAGCCCCACCAUCCUACAGAGGGACAACAGUAAAAUAUUCAUACAAAAUAACCAUUGCCACACAGAAAGUGGGAUCUCACAUCAAAAUGGUGAGAAUACCAUUCAGAGUCCUGCCCAUCAGCCCUAUAAUAAAUAUGCAGGAUCUUGCUGCGCUGUGUGGUAAUGAAACUACUGAGGAGUUGCAACCAACUAAUCCAUUUUCAGAAGAAAGGAAAGUCGAAACUGCUUUGACUAUGGCUUUGCAAGUUUUACAGAAUCUCACAGCAAGGAGAAGCCCAAACUCUUACAUGAUCACCAACACUAGAGGAAAAGUUGGACGCUUUUGCUUGUUCAAAUCUGCUUACAAAUUGGGAGAAGAUAUUGUGGGUACCUUUGAUUUUUCUGUUGGGACUGUCACAUGUAUGCAGGUGUCAGUAUCUUUACAACCAGAAGAGGUGGUAAAAUCAAAGAGCCCAUCUAGAAAUGUCAACAAAGAAACUAGUAGUAGAACUAUGACUGUGGCCAGGUAUCAUGAGGUCACCCUUGGCCUGACUCACUCCCAGCUAAUAUUGCCAAUACCACUACACAUUACUCCAGCCUUUGAAGUGGAUGAUGUGUCUCUAAGGUGGAGACUCCACUUUGAAUUUGUUACAACCAAUGAAAAGCUGCUGCCAAACCCUGAAGACAAUGAUUGGAAAGCACCACUGAGUGUGCCCAUUGAGACAAUGGUCUGGAAUCUCCCUGUCAAAAUCUACUCAACACUACCAAAGCAAAUUCAACCUCAUUCUGUUGGGAAUGAUGCAUACACCAUGUAUAUUAAGUAAUCACUAAAUCAGUUAUAACAGUUUUUUCUGUGCCUAGAUGGAACUAUUGUUUUCAUCCCACCCAAUGUACAAAGGUACUAUAAACUAAGUAUAUGACCAUGUUAAUGUUCAUUGAACAUUAAAAUAUUUCAACAUUUUAAAUUUAUUAUUAUCCAUCAUCAUAGUGUAUGGUAAGCCUUGGUUCAACCAGUCAUAUGUGUCAGAUGUCCACCAGGAAAGUGUCUUAUGAGGCACUUGUUUGGAGUGUGAAUGAUAUUCCAUGAUAGGUUAAAAGUGAUUUCAUGUGCAAGUAUAUUUUGUAUCAUUCCAUGUAAAUAAUAUAGAAGAUUUUAUAUGUACAAUAUUUAUUAAAAUUACUAAAAUAAA
This is a messenger RNA of Plodia interpunctella (Indianmeal moth), 1709 nucleotides long. RefSeq lists its product as uncharacterized. The record is from RefSeq and is a predicted model, not a curated record. Lineage: Eukaryota; Metazoa; Arthropoda; Insecta; Lepidoptera; Pyralidae. Gene Ontology annotation, cellular component: Golgi membrane; Ric1-Rgp1 guanyl-nucleotide exchange factor complex. Gene Ontology annotation, biological process: retrograde transport, endosome to Golgi. Bases 186 to 1343 code for a protein of 385 amino acids. The transcript has 6 exons.